CCUCCAGCCAAGAAGCCGCGCGCCUCGACCAAGAAGACCGCUUCGGUGCCAGGCAAGUGCGGGAUGACGAAGAAGGAGCUUGGGGAUGCUAUCCAGAGCGGCCUAAAGAUUGAGAAGUACGAAGCGCAGCGGACGAUGGUGCAGACCACCAUGGACGCCGAGUUCUUCCGCGCGUUCUUUGGCGUCCCAGGCGUGAAGCUGUCGCCUUCGACCUUCGACGAGACUACGCCUGUUGUUGUGGCGGAGUUCGGUGGCAAGGCGGGCGGCGAGAUCUUUGGCGUGUCUAAAUCAAGUACAGGCGGCAACCGCUACGUAACGAACCACGUCCGCCGCAUUGCGGCGAUCCUGUAUCCUGCUGAGGAGAGAUUCGUGAUGUUCUUCUCCAUUUAG
Fomitopsis serialis is the source of this 390-nucleotide messenger RNA. RefSeq lists its product as uncharacterized. The annotation marks the transcript as partial. The transcript is spliced from 4 exons. Lineage: Eukaryota; Fungi; Basidiomycota; Agaricomycetes; Polyporales; Fomitopsidaceae. The record is from RefSeq and is a predicted model, not a curated record.